CAUCUACAAGAAGUCAUCAAAGUAUUUGAACAGGAGAAGAUGCUCAAGAUGUCUGCUGAAGGUUCGCUCAACACGUACAAACUGUUGUUGGAGGAUUUAAAGAAAGAAAACACUGACAUUCGAGCCAAACUGAACUAUCUUGAAGACUUGCAGAAAAACAGAACGAAUAUAUCACAAGUUACUGAGGAGCUUGCAAAGGAAGCCCAAAAGAGGGAAGAUGCUGAAGGUAAACUGAAGGAUUUGGAAAAAGAUUUCCAAGAUAUAAAGAAUCAACUCAAAAUCAAAAUCGGAGAAAGGUUUGCAACAUACAGGAAAACUUAAGGAUACCAAUAAAGAAAUUGAGCAUCUAAGAGACAAGGUCAGAGAUAUGAUGGAUAACAUGAAGUACAUGGAAAGAAUCCUCAUGGAGAGCCAGAAGAGUAAGGAGUCACUGCAGAAAGAUCAUGAGGAACUCUACAACAAGCUCAGGCGAGCUGUCAGGGUGAUGGUGGAGUCAAAGGCAACUCAGGAGUCACUGGAAUUCAAACUAGACCAGCGUAGACAAGUGAUUGAACAACUUCAGAUGAGCUAUGCCAACACUGAGGACCAGCUGGACACUCUGAGGGAUGUGCUACAAGACAUGAGACACGCGAUGGAUACACUUUAUUCAGAAAAGGAAGAACUGAAGGAUCAACUGGCGAACCAUAUGCAUUGUAAAGCAGAGAUGGCCUUGCACCAAGAGCUGAAGAUGUUGCAGAGGGACAAGGCUAUAACGGAAGAACAGAAACUCUCGCGAGAAGGAGAUGUUGUUGCACCGCCUGCGAGACAAUGAAGACACAAUGAAGGAGCAACACAAACAUCUUAGAGCAUUCCAGGAGCAGUUGGACAGCUUGAACGCACAACUGAGGGAGGCUAAAACACAACUCGCAUCUGAACGUCACAGUCAUACACAACAGGUGUUGGCAGUGCAAGCUGACAAG
Molecule: messenger RNA, 959 nt
Organism: Homalodisca vitripennis (glassy-winged sharpshooter)
Lineage: Eukaryota; Metazoa; Arthropoda; Insecta; Hemiptera; Cicadellidae
Exons: 6
Coding region: 368-811 (147 amino acids)
Source: RefSeq, a predicted model, not a curated record